CCAGAUUAAAAAAAAAAAAAUAAUGAUUAUUUUCCGUCUCUGAUUUAUUUCUUGUUUAUGUAAAAACUCAUCUAUGUUGUAUGUAGCGUGAAUUUCCAGUGGGAUCAAAUCGUUUUCAAACGUUUAAAAUUCUGUCAAAACCAACCACUGCGUAUUCACCUUUAUCAUUGAUUUAUUUGGGAAUCAAUUUGUUAAUAUGUAUGUCAAAAUACGAGUACACACAAUUGUACAUUCGUACAUACCCAGCUAGCACAUUUGCCAGACAAUUUCUGAUAUCAGACAAGUCGGAAUAAAAAGUUGACUAUUUAGACAAGUCUUACAGGUUUCGUACAGAUUUCUGGGCGAAAUGUCUGGAUAAUUUUAUUUAUUUCCUUAUCCGAUAUGGCUGAUCGAAUUAUGUCCGAUUUCGGGCAUACAUGUCUGAUAAUUCUUCUUUUCCAUGAUUAUUUGGUCAGACAUCUGUUAGAUAUCCGUCAGAAUCGUCGGCAAUUAAGUGAGAAUUUCCCACGUUGUGUCGGUUAGACUUCCCGCCAACGUCUCCAUACGCUUCUCUGACCGAUAUCGGCUAAAAUCGUACAGAUUUCUGACUAUGUUGCUAGCUGGGUAUGUAUGUUUGUGUAUUGCUUACCUUUUGUAUUUGUUUGUUGACAGGUAUUUGUUUAUUUACACAGUUUAAAAUUUGUGUACAUAUGUUCCUAAAAUACUUGGGGCCUGCGGCACUAUAUACAUACGAAUAUAAUACGUAUGUAUGUAUGUAUGUAUGUAUGUAUAUAAGGUGAAUAAUUUUUAUUUUAUCUAAAAAAAAGUAAUUGAUAAGCGCCUGACCACUAACAACGCAUGGCAACAAAUAUAUUAAAUAUAAACAUAUCUAAAUGCCUACAUUAAUGCAGAUAUGUACGUAUGUAUGUAACUACAUGAUAUCUACAUAUUUACAUAUGUAUAUGAUAUGUAUUAAUUAUCUAUUGUGAUUUAAUCAGAGGCUACAAUAAAUCGCGUACGUGAGCAAACAAUAAUAUAAGACAUUAUUUAAAAGCCAUCAUUUUUAACGCAGGAGCUGAGAAAUCAAUUAACUUUCUACCAUAAAACAUUCACCGUUUGGAGUUGUCCAUUGAAAGACAAUUUAAAGUGAAAACGUUUUACUCUUUAUGUGAAUAUAAAGAUACGAAACGGUGAAAAGUAAAAAAGUGAUAUUCAAAAAUGACUGCUGUGGAUUCUAAAUCUGCUGAACGUUCUCUUUGGGAAAAUAUUUUGCAGCGAAUAGAGAUUUUUAUAUGGGUUUUAAAUCAAGCCUGUAUUGGAUUUGUAACGAUUUACAUGUUUUGGAUAUGUAUUUACAAAGGCAUGGGUACUAUGGAAUUGCAUGCCUUCCUAGUAACCAUUGGGUUCUCUCUACUCAUGGCCGAAGGCAUAAUGUGUCAUUAUAGUAUUAACCCAUUAACAAAUGGUUUUAAACGCAAAACUAAAACUACCAUUCAUUGGGUACUACUCACAUUGGGCGGCGGUUGUGGUGUUGCCGGCUGUCUUGUUAUGAUAGUUAUAGUAAAACUAAAUAUGGAUCAAUUGCACAACAGACUAGGUUUCGCUGCUUUUAUUCUCUGUCUAAUCAGCAUGCUGUCCGGCUUGAGUGCCCUCUUUUCAAGUUAUUUACGUCGCAUUCUAAGUCCUUUACUAAAUAAAGGUUUUCACAAUUUAGUGGGAUUUGGUACAUUCUUAACGGCGCUGCUUGCACAAUAUUACGGUUACGAAUUCUUCCAUUCAAGUAUUAUAUGGUCAUUUAUCAAUGUACUACAAGUGGUGACCCUUGUCUCGCUAGUACUCACUUCCAUAGGCCCGCUUAAGGCACUUUAUCAGAAAAUCUCAAGUUAUUCUGAUUGAAUUAGACGUUAUCUAGUUUAGAAGCCAGGUAUCAAUGUAAGUGAUCAAAGUAGUUGUGAAGUAUUUUAGUUGUAAUUUUUUUUUUGUAAAUACGAGUACAUUAUCAAGUUCAAGUAUAUUUAUAUACAUAUCUAUCUAUGAAUGCAUGUAUUUGUACUAUAUAUCAUACAUUUUAUUCAUAAGAUUUGUAGAUAAGUGAAUAUUUUAUAGUUAAAAAGUAGUUUUGUAAUGUCGUAAUAAAAGGGAAUUUUAAUUUACUAAUACUGCUACUAUGAAUGCACGGCCGAGUAAUCAUAGCCAACUUAUGUACAGUAGUCGAAAAAAUUAUAGUCGCACCAAAUUUU
Molecule: messenger RNA, 2219 nt
Organism: Rhagoletis pomonella (apple maggot)
Lineage: Eukaryota; Metazoa; Arthropoda; Insecta; Diptera; Tephritidae
Exons: 3
Coding region: 1198-1875 (225 amino acids)
Molecular function (GO): transmembrane monodehydroascorbate reductase activity
Source: RefSeq, a predicted model, not a curated record